UCCAACGUGGCGGCUGAAUAAUGCAGCAGGCGUCAAAUAGUGUGGCGUUUUGUAAGAUAUUCGUAAAUAGUUAAAUUAAGUGUUACUAAAUGUCAGUGUAAUUUUUAUGACUUAUAGUUAAUAUGAGUAGGUAUUACGAUUACGGUAACGCUAUAUCAUGUUGACAUGAGAUGGUCGCUCAUCAACAAUGGUUAAAACACGAUCUUCAGCGAGGGUAGGAAACGCGGCACCGAGUAAUGCGGCACCCUCCGAAAAUGGCAACUCGUCCGAACUUAGAUCGCGGCUCAAAGCUACCGAAAACGGACGUUCACAUAAGAACAACAAUUCUAGGAACAACCAGGCACUAGGGUCGUCGGGCGUGCCGGGCGGGGGGUCGCAGGGUAAGGACCCGCUGGCGCCGGGUCUGGCGUCGCAGCGCAACAUGUACCAGCACCCCGCCGUCACCGGGUACAACACGGACUCGCGACAACAGGGCAUGCCGGUCACUGUAAGUGUUCUACAGACGCUAGGGUCUAGCGGGUCGCAGGUGUUUAAAAGUAAUAAUGUACCGCAGGCACGACAGAACAUGUACGCGAGCGGCAUGUACCACGGGUACGGCACGCCGGGCGCCGCGCUCGCGCCCAUGCCGUCCCCCUCCCCCACCGCGCCGCUGCCGCCCUACCCCGUGCACCCCGACGUCAAGUUCAAGAAAUUGCCGUUCUACGACGUAAUGGCGGAGCUGAUGAAGCCGACCACAAUGAUGCCGACACAAGCGGGCCGCAUGCAGGAGGGGGCCUACCAGUUCCACCUCACACCCGCGCAGGCCACCGACAUAGCGUGCGGCAAGGACAUCGUCGGCACCAGCAACAAACUAGACUAUGUUAUACAGGCCCAAUUGAGGUUUUGCCUUCUGGAGACGACGUGUGAACAAGAAGACUGCUUCCCGCCAAGUGUUAACGUUAAAGUCAACAACAAAAUGUGUCCAUUGCCAAACCCGAUCCCAACGAACAAGCCAACACCGGAGCCGAAGCGGCCGCCGCGGCCUGUCAAUAUAUCCUCGCUGGUGAAGCUUUGUCCCACAGUGGCCAACACAGUCCAGGUGACGUGGGCGUCGGACUUCACGCGCGCGUACGUGCUCAGCGUGUUCCUGGUGCGCAAGCUGACCUCCGCCGAGCUGCUGCUCCGGCUCAAGAACAAGGGCACCAAGAACCCGGACUACACGCGCUCGCUCAUAAAAGAGAAGUUGUCAGAAGACUACGACAGCGAGAUAGCGACGACCUCCCUCCGCGUGUCCCUCAUGUGUCCGCUCGGCAAGAUGCGCAUGUCGUGCCCGUGCCGGCCGGCCAACUGUCCGCACCUGCAGUGCUUCGACGCCUCGCUGUUCCUGCAGAUGAACGAGCGCAAGCCCACGUGGCUGUGCCCCGUGUGCGACCGGCCCGCGCUGUACGACUCGCUGGUGGUGGACGGAUACUUCCAAGAGGUGUUGACGUCGCCGCGGCUGGCGGGCGACUGCAACGAGAUCCAGCUGCACGCGGACGGCAGCUGGUCGGCGCACGCGCCGCCCGCGCGCGCGCCGCAGGCCGCGCAGCCCGCCGCCGAGCCCGUCACGCUCAUCGCCGACGACCUGGAGGUCAUACCAGUGGAAGGCAACAGUGGUAACGCCAAACGCGCCGCAGUCGGAGAGAACAGGACGCCAAAAGCCACAGAGGUCCUCGUGGACCUCACGUCGGACUCCGAGGACGAGCUGCCGCUGAAGCGGAAAGUGCCGCAGCCCAAACCCACGCCUCCGGCCGAGGUCACCGUCAAGACUGAUGACACGUAUUCUUCUUCAAAUGGCGUGGAGGCGGUGUCGUCGUCGGGCUACCGGUCGCCGGGCGGCGCGGGCGGCGUGAUCUCGCUGGACUCGCCGUCGCCGCCCGCGCCCGCCUCGCCCGCCGCCGCCGACCCGCUGCCCGCCACGCCGUCCCACCUCUCCAUCACGCCCGUCGACCAGUGCACGAGCAACAACAGCGAGCGUGAGGAAGGCGACGCGGCGCCCGCGCACUGGGCGCCCUACGCCGACUCGGACCGGGAUUCGCAUGAUUCAUAUCGAAGGUAA
Cydia fagiglandana is the source of this 2077-nucleotide messenger RNA. It is a transcript of the gene Su(var)2-10, whose product is annotated as E3 SUMO-protein ligase PIAS2. The record is from RefSeq and is a predicted model, not a curated record. The transcript has 13 exons. Gene Ontology annotation, molecular function: zinc ion binding; transcription coregulator activity; SUMO ligase activity. NCBI's taxonomy places the organism in Eukaryota, Metazoa, Arthropoda, Insecta, Lepidoptera, Tortricidae. The coding region runs from base 188 to 2077 and encodes 629 amino acids. Gene Ontology annotation, biological process: regulation of transcription by RNA polymerase II; protein sumoylation. Gene Ontology annotation, cellular component: chromatin.